AUGGAGAGCUUCCAGCUGAAGAACCUGAACCCUGCGCAGCUGUUUCAGCUGUUGUUCCUCACCGUGCUGGAGCUGGCAGAGCGCUUCCAGAUCAACCUGAGGGGGCGGCCGCGUGUUUUCAUGCGGGAAGAACCUGAUGAGGAAAACCCACCAGAAGCUGUCCAGCCACCACCGGUGCCAGCUCAUGGGCCAGUACGUGCUCGCAGAUGCCAGAGUGCCUGCCGCUUCUGCGUGCAAGGCUGCGACCGAACGAAGCCCUACCACAAGCAUCAUGCUUGCCAAGGACAUGCCCACCUGAGGCAAAGACUGCGACGCAUGUUGCAGGAAGAACAGCUGAACUGCCAGAGCGUUCUCUGUACUUGGUUGUUGUCAAUGUUUGCAUGGGGACACUUUAGCGUGCAACGAGUACAAAAGAUCAGUGCUUUGGUUAUGAAAGAUUUGAAGAGUGCUGAGACUUCUGAAACAAUCUGGAAUGACUUGGAGACAUUAUCCAAGUUAGGAACUGAAGGUCUGUACGCGAACAAGAUGCACACGGAGCUCAUGGGCAAAUGCAAAGGCUUGUCUAACCUACCGACUUUUGUGAUCUCCCGAGCUCAAGCCAUGGACGUGCUUUGCGACCGCGAUGAGUCCCCGUGGUUCAGGGUCCUUUCAGGAAUGGUGCACAAGUUUUACAAUGGCUGUCCAUGGCAACGAAAGGAGGACCAUUCCGCAGGGUUCCACGAACGUUCUCGCUUUCAGUGGGGAAGUUGGGAAAUCAAGACCAUGAAUGGCCUUGUGGUUCCUCGAUGGGAUCUUUGGAUGUCGAACCGUGGCAAAGCUCGAGACUUUUUCGAAAGUUGGCUACAUGUGCAGAUGCGAGACUCUCCAGGCUGCGACCUCACCUACCAAGUAUUGGUCUUCUUGGAGCGGCUCUUCAUGGCAGGCUUGAAGCUAUAUGGUGAAGACCACCGAGAUGUCUGGGAAAAUCCUGAAGACUUCUUUGUGCGAAUGCUGCGACAUGAAGGGUACCGUGUCGAAGAUCAGAAAAUAUGGCUUGUUGACGAGAGCAGCGGCUGGUGGGAGGAGAAAAAGCCAUGUGGUCUAAAUUUGAAGGAAGCGUUUGACUUGUUGCACGAUGUGAAACUAAAAGACAUCAUGCAGCAGUGGGUUGAACCCAAUGCUCCUUCUUUGCAAUGGCAAUAA
Cladocopium goreaui is the source of this 1182-nucleotide messenger RNA. Lineage: Eukaryota; Dinophyceae; Suessiales; Symbiodiniaceae. The record is from the annotation of a GenBank genome assembly.